AUAUCUGUCAAGAUAACGUGAAAUGUCAAAAAAUGAUUUUGAAUUUGACGUGUAGAAAAAAAUAUUUGUAAUAAAAAUAUUUUUAAAAAUAAAAAGAAAUACAACAAGUAUUUCUAUAAAAAUGUCCCAGCACAUGAUAAACGAGAACAGUAAAUAUAUACUGGACUUGUUUUCAGAACAGACGAUAGACUCGCAGAGUUUAGAUUCGAUUUGUGUUCAAGUGCAAAAGAAAUUUCCCAAAACUGACCAUUUUAAUUUAUGCCUCCUCCUCUCAUCCUUGAUCACAGGGGGUGAUCUGCCACUGCCCGGCCAGCGGGUUGUAGCUCUAGCAUUGCUGUUUGAUAUAUACAAAGUGGACAAUCCGUUCAGCUCCCUCUUCCUGCACCUGCUGGAGGGGAAACCGGGGCUACUGCCCCUCGCACCACAGGAGAGACUGUUCAUAGGACAACUGCAUGGGUUCCUACCCGUUAAUAUUAAAGAUGUUAUGAAGAAGACUGCCAAGCUAGUGAUGCUGACGGAAGUCUCGCCCAAGGAGCUGGAGUAUGACUAUUCAUCGCUGCAGGUGCUAGUGGCCGAAAGAAUCGCUGACAUGAGCUCUAUGGCGCGCGCGACGGCGCCCGCUCUCAUACCGCUCAGCGAUGGCCCCCCCAAUCGCAUCGCCCUGAAGGAGUUGCUGGAGGCGCUGAUGUCGAACGACUACCUGCCGCUGCACCGCACGCUGCAGGCCGCCGGACCCAUCCCGCCUCCCACGUUCCUCAUGGACACCAACGACAUACCAUUCGCUGAUGAGGCUGUGUGGAAGAACCUGGUAAACAGAGGGACAUACAUUCCUAUGUACGACUCGGACUAUACAGGAUUGACGGGACUCAAGAUGGACAGAGUAGACAAAAGGCCACACACGAACCAACUCCCACACAAGCCGAAGGUUAGUGAGCCAGAAGAAAAGAAAGAGAAGCCAGAAGAGAAGAAGAUGGAGGUAGAUGGCCCCACGGCGGUGGCAGAAGCGAAGGAGUUGACCCUGGUGGCGCUGAAGGGAGCCCUCAGCGUGCAGCACCAGCAGCGCCUGCUCGCGUUACUCGACCAGGACCCUAACAUCGUCUACGAGAUAGGCAUCACGCCCAACCAGUUACCAGAGCUAGUGGAGAACAAUCCGAUGGUGGCAAUCUCCGUGCUGCUGAAGUUGAUCCACUCUCAGCACAUCACCGAGUACUUCAGCGUGCUUGUCAACAUGGAGAUGUCGCUGCACUCCAUGGAGGUCGUCAACAGGCUCACCACGUCCGUGGACUUACCGGUGGAGUUUGUGCACUUAUACAUUAGCAACUGCAUAUCGACGUGCGAGACGAUCCGCGACCGGUACAUGCAGAACCGGCUCGUGCGCCUCGUCUGCGUGUUCCUGCAGUCGCUCAUCAGGAACAAGAUCAUCAACGUCAAGGAGUUGUUCAUCGAAGUGGAGGCGUUCUGCGUGGAGUUCAGCCGUAUCCGCGAGGCGGCCGCGCUGUUCCGCCUCCUCAAGCAGCUCGACUCCGGCGACCACAAGGAAGCCAAGGACUAGCACUCGCCUGCGGAGGACUCCUCCGCCUCCGCCUCCGCCGCCACCUCCGCCCUCUGCUGCGACGCGCCAGCCGCGGACGCUUCACGACAAGUGCUCAACUGAACGGACUAAAACAUUCUAUAUUGUACAUAAAGAUGCACGUCCAAUGCGACUUCUGGACUUGCGUGCAACUGUAGUGCUGUCCAGUGUUAACAUACCUGUCACAUAUUCACAUAUAUAUCGACGGUUAAAAGGCUAAUUGACUUUACAAUUUUUUCGAAAAAUUUUAACUAGAUUAAAAAAUCAUAGACAAAAGUGA
Molecule: messenger RNA, 1850 nt
Organism: Manduca sexta (tobacco hornworm)
Lineage: Eukaryota; Metazoa; Arthropoda; Insecta; Lepidoptera; Sphingidae
Gene: Not11
Product: CCR4-NOT transcription complex subunit 11
Exons: 10
Coding region: 122-1552 (476 amino acids)
Biological process (GO): negative regulation of translation; mRNA catabolic process
Cellular component (GO): CCR4-NOT complex
Source: RefSeq, a predicted model, not a curated record